CUUCUAUCAUCAAUAUCUGAUCUUUAGUGGGGGUUUUUUUUUCCUCUUCCUUGUUGGUCUUUCCUAAUUGUUGUUGGAAAUAAAUUUACGUCCUUGCCCAAUUUUGUGCCAACAUGCAGGCAAACUCAGCGUCUGGGAUGGCAGUGCAUGACGACUGCAAGCUCAAGUUUUUAGAACUAAAAGCCAAGAGGAACCACCGCUUCAUUGUGUUCAAGAUCGACGAGAAAAUCCAACAGGUAACAGUAGAGAAGCUCGGCUCUCCAACUGCUUCGUACCAAGACUUCACCGACUCCCUUCCUGCCAACGAGUGCCGCUAUGCUGUAUUUGAUUUCGAUUUCACCACCAAUGAGAAUUGCCAGAAAUCCAAAAUCUUCUUCUUUGCAUGGGCCCCGGACACAUCCAGAGUGAGGAGUAAGAUGCUCUACGCAAGCUCCAAGGAUAGAUUCAAGAGGGAAUUGGAUGGCAUCCAAGUGGAGUUGCAAGCCACAGAUCCUGGUGAAAUGAGCCUUGAUAUCGUUAAAGCUCGAGCCCUCUAAUUUAUAAAAUGGCUUCAAUUUCCGGAACAAGGGCAAACAUUGAAGCUUUGAAUGACUAAUUUCCUUUAUUCCUCACCACCCAAACCAAUUAAAUACUUGUUCAAAUGUCUUCAACAAUUUUAUCCA
Molecule: messenger RNA, 662 nt
Organism: Linum tenue
Lineage: Eukaryota; Viridiplantae; Streptophyta; Magnoliopsida; Malpighiales; Linaceae
Source: the annotation of a GenBank genome assembly